AUGGCAGAAGAGGAUAAUACUCUUCAAAUUGUCACUGGCGCCAGCGCGACAAAAAGCCUCUCAGAGGCAGCACACAGCCCCCUUAUAAAGUGGGAAUGGACAUCAGUCAAUCUCUCGAUUCCGGGACUGCCGACGCGACCGCUACGCAGUGCUGAGCGAGUAGGCCUGGACACGCGGGUGGUUCCGAGUCCUGCAGUCCCAGGAGCUUUUCAUAUUCCUCCGAAAGCGGAUUUAGAAAAAAACGUUGUCGUGGCCUACCACCCGCAAGUUCACAACAAAAACGUGUCGUACCGGAUUGAGACGAAGCCGCUUCACGCCACGUAUAGAAACUUGGCGGUGAAGCACCACCAAGCACUCCGGAUGGGUGCCGAUUUUGUAGCCAAAAUGAACGUGAAAGGUUUCUGGUUCCCGCCUCCCCCGGAAGGCGUUUCUCCGGCUCCGCUUGUGCAUCUGAUUGACGAGAAAAUGACUGCCUUCGACCUUGCACCUGGCGCAUCUGAUAUCUUGACGCAGCGGAACGAGAAUCUCCAAGUGCAGGCUACAGCCGCGUUCAUGUCGCAAAUGACGGCGUGGAGUUUGGGGCGUUGGCUGAUGACGAGGAAGCAUAGUCCGUAG
Neospora caninum is the source of this 615-nucleotide messenger RNA. RefSeq lists its product as hypothetical. The record is from RefSeq and is a predicted model, not a curated record. The transcript has a single exon. Bases 1 to 615 code for a protein of 204 amino acids. NCBI's taxonomy places the organism in Eukaryota, Apicomplexa, Conoidasida, Eucoccidiorida, Sarcocystidae.